Molecule: messenger RNA, 570 nt
Organism: Meloidogyne enterolobii
Lineage: Eukaryota; Metazoa; Nematoda; Chromadorea; Rhabditida; Meloidogynidae
Source: the annotation of a GenBank genome assembly
AUGCUUUGUUGUUCAAUGUCUGUUGUACGUCAUCAACUUGUGCCUUCUCCAUCAACAAGUGUAAAGGAAAGCAGGGAGAAGCCAACAACGUCUAAUGGUGAUCAUACAAAAUCUGAAGUAUUGACAACGUCGCAUCCAUUGAUUUCUGACGGCAAAAACAUCUCAGAUCCACAAAUUGUCAAUAAAUGGACGAAUGAAUUUUUGCCAAGGCCAGAACCUCCCCGUUUUUUUCGACCGCUAUGUAAUAGACUUGCAAGGCAAAAUCAAAUUCUUCAAGAAUUGGAGCAAAAGCAUCACGAAAAUACUAAAAAAAUAAUUGCGGAAGCAAAGCGAAGAAUGGAAAUGUCAAUAAGACAAACAAGGGAUGAACAGAAAGUUCAACUUAAAGAAAAAAGGAAAAAAAUUGACAAGAAUGUUAAUAAAAGUUCCUUCCCCUUAGAAAAGAUGUCAACCAGUGUUAAUCAACAAAAUUCUAACAAUAAUUGCGGGCAAGGAUUAUAUUUGCGGGCAAGGAUUUUUCGGGUUGUACUUUUUUAUGUACUUUGUGGUUUACUCAAUAAAUUAAAUUAA